Stylonychia lemnae is the source of this 8850-nucleotide messenger RNA. The record is from the annotation of a GenBank genome assembly. Lineage: Eukaryota; Ciliophora; Spirotrichea; Sporadotrichida; Oxytrichidae.
AUGGACAUUGAAUUCUAUAGACUAGGCAAGAAAAUGAUUAAGAUAUCCAAUAAGUUAACUAAAAAUAGGAUACUUAACUUUUUAAACCCUAAAUUCUGGGAGGAGUAAUAUCACCAAGAAAAUGAAUCGAAACUCAUAAAUACUAAAUCUAAGAAUUCCAAGAUUGAAAAAAUUGAUAAUAUCAAACAAUAAUCUCAAGAAGAUAACUCUAAUACCCUUGAACAUAAAGCAUCUGCUAUUUAUGAUUAAGAUGACUCAGAUGAUGAUGAAAAUAUCUACUAGAUUGACUAACUAUUCGAUUUCAUCUAUUAUUAAGAGAGUUAUAUGAGAAAUAAUAAUAAUCAGUUGUAGUUUGAGCCAAAUGUUCGUACUAUAAUUGGCAAUUUCUGUUCAUAUUUGAAGACCAAUUACGAAGCGAUUUAUGCAGGCACAGUAUUAAUGUGUCUUUAAGAUGAGCUUGAGAAAUAACAAGCUAGCAAUGAAAAUAGUAAGAACCAUUAGUUGAGUUUCAAAGAAGACUUUGACAGAAUUAAAUCUACUAUGACUCAAUGUAGAUUUAGAAUGGAUAUCAGCUUUUUGAUAUUGCUAAUAAAUUCACUUAAGAAAUAAGGAAAGAUUAUUGAUGGUGAUGAAAUGAGCUAAGAAAAAUUCAAGCAUGCUAUUGACGAUGUUUUCAACAAAUUAAUUAGAAGGAACUUUUAAUAAUUUUAGCCUGAUCCUGAAUUUUUUAUCUUCAAACACAGUAAACUUGACGAGGAUUUGGUUAAGGAACUUAGUACUCCAAUAAAAGGAGAUAAAAAAUCUCCAAUCAACUUCUCAAAUGAUAAUGUAGAGGAUAGUCUAAAUUAUUUAGUUGAUUUAUGGGGAACCAAAGACUCUUACUCUGAUUCUGAGGAUGCUAGUGAUAACAUUAGGAAGCCUAAUAGAGAUGCGCUCAAAGCAUUAGGAAUUGAAUAGAUUUAUGAUUCAGGAAAGCGGCUAUUGUUUAAAGUUAACGUAGUUAUUAGAGAUUGCCAAGGUAAAAAAGUAGUAGAUUAAUAACUUGAGAAAAUUUCUGAUAUUUUUCUUAAAUACGAUCACUUGAUAUAAGAUGUCUGUUCUGAGCUCGUAGAGAAGGUGAAAUUUAUGGAGGAAGAGAAAAUGAUUGCCAGUAAAAACAAGGAUGCGAUUCUUAAAGGGCUUAAAAUGAUGUAUGAGAUGAGAGAUUAAUCCCCUAAAUUAGACCUAGACUGGAAUAUGAAGAAGUAGUGUGAUGUUAGGGAUAUAUAAUCAUCAAUAGAAAUAUACUUUUCAUUCUAUACUAUCCCAUAGUAUAUUGGGUUAAUUAGAGAUUAGGAUUUAGACUUCCUUUGCCAAGAAAAGGAUGAAAUCCUUGUGAAUGAUGAUGAUCAUGAGGAUCUAAUUAGAGUCACCAAGCUCAUGGAUUAUCUCUAAUAUGGUGAUAAUACUGAAAAAAGAAUAGCAAAUGAGGAUAUUAGAUUUUAAGAUCUAUACAAGCCAUUCAAUAAAAAGCAAUUAGUUAAAAGCAUUCCUUACUACUUUAAAAGAACUAGCGAGGCAGACAAUAGUCUUUUUCAAAAAGAUUACAAUGUCUUUUAUUACGAUGAGAUUCAAAGAAAACUAAUAUAUGGAAUACUUAGGAGGACUUAUGCCCUAAUGGCUUAAAAUCUCCUAGAAUAUGCUACUUAGAUAAAACCAGUUGAUUAGCUUAAUGUGGCUUUAGUUUAAAAGUAUAUGGGAUCGCUAUUAUUCAAUUAGAGAUAGUUAUCUAGAGUGGUAGUUAUGAGCAAUCUUGGGUCUAAAAUUAAAGAGUAGGCAAUUUAGAUUCUUAAGGAAGAUUUAAAAAGCUCGAAAAUUCUAAAUAAUUUAUGCAUUACUGAUAAGAAUCACGACAUAUACAUAAUAAAAACUUAGACUGAAUUCUAAAACUUUUAUCUCAAACACCAAUUACCAGAUAAUGAACAAGUUCCUUUCAAUUAUGAUCAAGAGGAAGAAAGAUCUAGCAUUUAUAGGGAGUAAUCUCCUUAUUUCAGAUAAAUUAGCCAUUUGAGUAAGAGUACUUAAGAUGAUUUCUAGAUUCCCUUUUGGCUUAUGUUCCAGAUCCAAGAUUCAGAUGAAAAUAACGGAGAGAUUAGACUAAAUAUUACUUAUCACUUGCCUCGCUAUAAAAUGCACUCAUUCCUUAAUCAAUAAGGUAUUGAAACUGAAAUGAACAGAACCAUGCAACUUAUCAGUAAUAGGAUUCGAACUAUUCUUUUAUUACAAAUAGUAAGGGAUACACGUGAAAUGCCUCAAAGGUUAGUCUUGAAUGAUAAUUCUUAAAGAAGAGGAACUAUUGGUUCAGCAAUCUCAAGAAUUGAAUUUUCCAAGUUCUAGUCAUACUCUAUGAUUUCUACCAUAAAAACUCAAAAUAGAAUGGAAAAUGCGAAAAAUCUAAAUGAAAGGUUCCUUUAAAAUGACUCAAACCAUUCCCCAAUUUCCACUACAAAAAAUACUCAUAUGACAACUAAUUUGACAGAGACAAAGAAUACAUAAGCAUAGCAAAACUAAUAGUAAAGCAAAAAUUAGACAUACACAUCAAGAUUUAAGAUGAGAAUGGAAAAGUUUAAUAAGUAAAAGCCUGAAAAUAAGGAAAUGACUGAAAACAAUAAUAAUGGAAAUGAUAAAUCUGUUUCAGCAAAUGAAGAUGACAGCAAGAGAAAUUUAGAUUAGGAAAUUAAGGUAGAGGAGAUUCCAAAGCCAUAGCAAUUCAAAGUUAAUUUGAUGCAUGAAUAUUCAUUCCCUAUUGAGUAUCAUUCAAUAAGAAUAGAUGAGAUUUUGAAGAAUUUUAGGCACAUGCUUUAUAUGUUUACUGGGGUUGAAGGAUUCAAUAAUCUUUAUGUUACCAAAAUAGGCUAGAAUGUUCUUUUGAUUAAGUUCUAAGGAAAGCAAAACUAAGAACCUGCUAAUACACAAAAGCAUCAAAAUCAAAAUUCGGGUAGAUCAUUUUCAAAUGGAAAUAAUGUCUUUAUUGAAACGCAUAACUUCGUGAAUGAUGAGUAUAUUAAUAAUAAUACUCCUAAUUAAAGCCAAUAAAUGAAAAAUUCUGUCUAUAAUCAAGGAAGUACAGUAAAUUAGUUCAGUAAGCCAUCUAAUUAAAUCAUCAUGGAAAUCUAUGGAGCUUAUCCCUUAAACCAGUAACAGAUGGAUCCUUUGGUUCAUUAAAUUGAAAGUGUGAUUAAGAAAAUCAUUUUCGAGAGGAUUCUUUAAAACUCAUAACUAAGCACUGGCUAACUAUCUAGAGACGACCUUAAUUAUAUUUAAGAAGCAGAUUAGAAAAUUUUUGUAUUGUUCCCAAUCAGCGAUCAUAUUCUUGAUAAAUAUGCGCUUCUGAGAUAUCUGAGGCAAAACCUAUCUAGAUAUCUUUAUUCAGUUACUUUAAAAGGAGACUAAGCUAGUAACACAAUUUAAGCUCAGAAUACUUUGAAUAGUGCAGGUGUAUCAAGUGCUGGGCUUAAUAUGAACUAGAGUCAUUCCAAACUAUUAAUUAAUAAGCAAGAAUCAUUUGGAGUUUUACCACCAACAUUCCUAUCAGAAAUACAAAAAGUUCACAGAUAAAGUAGUGUCAGCUCUGGAGAUGAAGCAUUCCUUAGCAAUAGGUAAGAUCCUAAUUAGAAUAUAGUUCAAAGUGAAAGCUAAUAGUAAGAAAGCAAGAUACUUAUUCAAGGAGCUGAAAGUUAAAAUAGCUAUUCUGAUAACUCCUCUGAAUGUUAAAUUUAGAGUCAAGAGAAAUAAAUAGUAUUCAAGCCAGAUGAUUUUCUCCUUUUAUAUAAUAGCAAAAUGACCUUGGGAUAGUCCUAAAAAAAUAAGCAGAUAUAGGAUAAAAUGAAAAUCUAUACAAUAGAAAGUAUUUUCAGAGCAGCUCUGGCAACGAUAAAUCUUUAUGUUUUAAACUAGCUUGACGAGGAUAUAAUAAACCUUAACGACAAAGAUCAUUUAAACCUAAAAGUAGAUUACUAGGAUAAACUUAUGAAACAUGUUUAAAAGGUAUUUGACACUGAUUUGAUUUAAGAUGAAGAUGAGUAUAACUCCAAGACCCUCGUUGGUUUGCAUACAUUUGCUUGCUAAGUCUAAUCCUGCAACUCUAAUUACAAAUCCCAACUCCCAUUAGUUUAUAAAUACAAUAAGGAUUCUCUUGAAAUGGAGGAUAACAUAGCUACUAGACAUGCUGAGAAAUUCUAUCUGAUUAAUAAUGAAUUUGAAAUUCCACUACCGCAUAAUAAGUUAGCAAACCAAAAGUACUUAAUGAUAAAAAUGAGCAUUCUGGGAUCCCUUUAUGAGGAACUAUUCAUAAAGAACUUGAUUCUUAAUGUAAAUCAGGCUUUUAAUGAGCUUAUGAUAGAGCAUUAGAUUACAAGAUCUUUUAAUGUAUUCGUCCAAAGUGAUUUGCUGUUGAAUGAAGCAGUUACUAAUCUUUCUCAUAGAAACUCUUACUCAUAAAAUUUUGUUGAUCCUAACUAAUUAAUAGAAAAGAAAAAGACAGAGAAGAAGACAAGUCACAAGAGUUAGUUUGUAUAGAGAGUAGAAAAAAUAGAAAACUUGAUUCAAUAGGGCAAAGUUACCAUAACAAAUAUUGUUAAUGAAAUGGAGAAAAUUGUAUACGGAGACUCAAAUGACUUCUUUAUUACCUUAAUAUUCUGCCUGAUUACUCACUAUCAUUAGGAAUUUAAAAGUUAAAUCUAAAAAUAGAGAUUGAUACUAAAGGAAUUUAAGGAGGACUAUGGAAUUGUACUAGUUAUUGAGUUACUAAACAAGACGACUAACAAAAAGGAUAAAACUAUUUACUUCAAUAUUUCCUCAGAGUUGCAAGUUUCUUAAUACGAGAUAAUUUAUAAGGAGUUGAAGCAAUACCUAAGUCGAACAAACACUGUACUCAGAAACAUACACCCAACAUUCAAAUUAGUUAUAGCUUCCUUAAAGUUUAAUUAAGACAUUUUUAGGUCAUAGGACAAAAGAGAAAACAUUAUAUACAAGCAAUUCUAAGAUUAGAUUUUAUAAUUAGAUGGCCUUAAACCUGAACCAGACCGAACAAUGCUAGAUAUGACUCCUGGUUUGAAAAGUUAUAAUGAUAUCAAAACUCAAGUACAUUUAAACUCGAAAUCCACUGAAGAAGCUAUAUAUUUCUUCAAAAGAAACUUCAUACUAAUCAUAUCACUUUAAGACUAAAAACUGAAUAUGAAAUCCUAUAAUCUUGAUAAAAGGGUGCUUAAACAGACUCAAAAUAUAAUCAAUAAUCAGCUAUAAUGGCAUAAUAAUAGACAGGACUACUUCAAGAAAAUUGUGUCUCAAAAAUUAGGAACUGUAUAUACUUUGAAGGAUUAUUAUUCCUCUAAGUAUCUAAUAAAAGAAUCAAACAUAAAGAAUAUUUUUACUGCUGACAAGUUCAUAUACGAGGAGCCUUCCAAAAUCAUUGAGGGAAAGUAAGUGUAUUAAUUCAAGAGAUAGAGGGGCUCAAGGUCAAGAAAAAGAGGCCCAAGAGGUAAAUAAAUUCAUGAUGAAGAAUAGCUUAUGAAGUAAAGUUAGAAUGUUGCUGAUCAGUAUCUAAAAUCAAUAGAGUCUAAUUUUAUCGUGCUAAAAGAUCUCUAUAAAAGAGUUGGAAUAAAAAAUGAAGGGCCAGACAAGAAGGAAUUGCCUAAAGAACGAAAGAGUAGCUAAGAAAUAAGGAAACUUGCUUCAAAUAAAUUCAAAUCUGCAUUAAAUAGAAGUGGGCAAAAAAUAACAGAGAAGAUCUAUUAAGAGGAUGAGAGUAAUGAUGGAAACAGGAGAAGGAUUGGACCAAAGCCUGUUGUUUCAUUUUAGGAAUUCAUUAAAAACAAAUCAAUGCUAGACUAUCUAUUGAAAAUCAAUAAGAAAACUUAACUUCAUUUAUCUAGUCUCUACGUAAUAUCACCAAGUCUUAGUCCCUCAAGAAUGGAUAAGAUAAUUUGUGAAAAAGAAAAGCUAAGUCAUAAAAUGAGGAGAAAAUAGAAUAAUAAUAUGAGUUAAAAGACAUCAUAUGAUGAGAAGGUCUGCUCUAUAGAUGUUAAUGAUAAGAUUUUGCUUAGCAAUCCAUUGUUCUUCCACGGAACUAAAAUCUAUAGAAUGAUGGCUGGAUUCUUUGCAAAAGUUUAGCAGUCUAAGAGAGCUUCCAUCAUUUAUAAAUAAUCUGAUGUUAAUAAUGCGACUAGUGAGAAGCCAUAAUCAAAGAAAUUUGCAUUGUUCUAGACAUAAUUCAAGGAUCUAAUUUAAUUAGUGGUUGGCAAUAAAGUAAUUUAAGGAAACGAUAUUCCAAUAAACAUUAAGCUCUUGAUCAAUUAAAGCAAACUCCUCUUUUCAAACACUACAAUGCUUUUCUUUGACAAAAGUAUCUACAGCUAAAAGAUAAAUUUAGAUAUAUUAGAAGACAUGAAUAUAUCAUUCAAUGACGAUAAGAGAACUGAUAGUGAGUAUAAGAAGUAUAAAUUUAGAUCGAAGGUAAAUCAUAGUAAUACUGAAAUUAUUCCAUAAUCAACUUAUCACUUCCAAAGUUCUAAUGCUUUAUUAGAGGAUAUUAAAAACCUAUUUUUUGAAGGAUAUACUAAUUUCUUAGUGUAAAAAGCAAGAGCAUAUAAGGCUUAUUAAGGAAAUCUAGAGAUAAGUCCUUAGAUAAUGGCUAACGUGAAGAGUAAAAGAAUCAUUACCCAGACUAAUUUCAAUAACUCUACUAAUUCUAUGAGAAAAUAAACUUAUCUUGAAGAUAAUAUGAUCAAAGUUAAGAAACCUCAAUUGCAUAGAGUCAAGAAAGUAUCAGAAGACUUUAGUUCAGUAGAAAACUUCGGUAACGAUAGAAUAAUGGAGGUGAAUUCUAAUUCUAGCAUCUUGACUAGUCAAAAUACCAGAGACGAAUUCUAGCUUUAGCUUUUUAGCAGAAGAAAUUAGGAGAGAGUUCUUGUCUCACAUUAGUUCAAUGAUUGUCCAGAUCAUAACAAUCUCCAUUCAUACAUCGUGAGAGCAAAAGAUGACUGCAUAUUUAUUUAUGAACUGAACUAUAAUAAUGGCCUUAUAAGGAUCAAUGUUUAUGGGCUUGAGGAUAUUUUGGCUAAUUUCCCAAAACAAAUUCUUAUAAACUUUAAGAAUUUAAAUAGAAAAGAUUUAGGAAAGGAAAAAAAGAGAGAGAUAGUGAAGGAAGAAAUGAGGCUGAGUACAAAACUCAAUACUGAUUCCUUCAAUUAUGACUUCCAUUCUAUUUAGAUAAUGAAUAUCAUUGUAAAUAAUGAAAAACAGAGGAAGGAACUCAAUCUUACCUAAUAUCUAAAUAAUCUAGUGUCCUUUUAUAAAACACCUCCUAAAUAUGCAAGAAAUUAUGUGGACACUGUUAUAUUAAGAAUAGAUCUUGGCUUUUUAAACAUGAUUAAAGAUAAGGAAUUUAUGUAAUACUUUAUGAACAAGAUUGAAAAUUUUGGCUUUAGUUCCUUUGUACUGAAGCACUUUGCCAGCCAUAAAGAUGAGCUCAAAUCACCAUUGAAGAGAUUUUAAAAGGAUAUUAACUAAGAUAACCCGUUCAUUGGAUUUUUCAAAAGCAUAAAUGCGGCUUAGUUGCAGAAAAAUUAAAAGGUUGUGACAAUGCAGUCUUCCAAUAUAUCUGGGAACCAAGAAUCUUAAAAACAAUAGAAGUAGUCUAAAAAUGAUCAAUCAUAAAAACACAAAAAAUUGUAAUCAAGGGUAUAUAGUAUGAUUGAAACCUUAGAGGAAAAUAAGGAAGAAGAAGUCAAGAGAUAGAUGUCUAUAAUUUCUGAUAAGGAGAAAUAUAAUAUCAAAUCUUCCAAGGUCCUCAACAAACUCAAGAAGAAAGAAUAAAAUCCUAGAUACUCCAAAGAAUAUAUGACCACUAAAUUGUAAAAGCAAUUUCUUAACCAACAGAGGCAAAAUCAGCAAAAUAAUGAAGAUUUCUAAUAAGUCAACUUUAAAAAGCUGUUUUAUGUGGAAAUGUAUGAUUCAAAUAUACAUGGAGAAAUAGGACCUUAAGCUGAUACUUACAAAAAGGUUUGGAAUCUAGAGUGUAAAAAACAAGAGUUAAGUGAUAGUUAGAUUAACAUUGAUAACUUCAGCAGGGAUGAAGACUAGGAAACGAAAAAUAAACAAAAAACAAUCAUUGAGCUAGUAUUUUAUUACAUUUGCUCGGAAGAAAGAUCAACUGAGGAAAAAAGUAAAGAUUUGCAUAAUAGUGCAAUGAACAACAUAGCCAACCAGUAUUUGAUGGACUCUAAGCCUAAGAAAAACAAUGAGAGAUAUUAAAUUAAAGAUGUAUCUAUAGAUAUGUAUACUUUCAUUAAUGCAUUUAACGAAUGCCGUAAAGAGCUGAUUAAGGAUUAAUUAUGGACGAAAUUCUUUGACCCACCUAAGAUUAACAAUAAAGUUUUGCAGCUGACUGACAUUUAGAUAAGUGAUAUGCUUAGAUUCUCUUAUCAAUAUGAUUUGAAACUAGUCGAGGAUCGAUACCGCUUCUUUGAAUUCCUAAGAUUAAUGUUUCCUAAUGGCAAUUACUUGUAUAACAAAAACUCUUAAAUGAAAGUGGGAAUCGGGAAAAAGGAAAACUUACUGAUUUAUAACCCUGAAUCUAAAAAUUUCCUUGUUCAAAUUGAAUAUAAUCAUGAAGGCAAAGAAAUCUAGGCCUUUUUGAUUAGAAAGGAUGAUUCAAAGAAAGCCAAUUAUAAAGAUACAGAGUCUUAUAUUGGCGGAUAUAGCUAAUUAUAAAAGCAGAAGGCUGUUAUUAGUUUGGAAAAAGACGAAAUGACUCUCGUAAAGAAACUUAUGAACUAUUUCGUAUUUUGGCUAUAUAAAAGAGCAGUCUGA